Messenger RNA from Calypte anna (Anna's hummingbird), 2747 nucleotides. RefSeq names its product isocitrate dehydrogenase (NAD(+)) 3 catalytic subunit alpha (gene IDH3A). Gene Ontology annotation, biological process: tricarboxylic acid cycle; isocitrate metabolic process. Gene Ontology annotation, cellular component: mitochondrion. Lineage: Eukaryota; Metazoa; Chordata; Aves; Apodiformes; Trochilidae. The record is from RefSeq and is a predicted model, not a curated record. The coding region runs from base 111 to 1211 and encodes 366 amino acids. Gene Ontology annotation, molecular function: NAD binding; magnesium ion binding; isocitrate dehydrogenase (NAD+) activity. The transcript has 11 exons.
GGGGCCUGGCGACGUUGCGGGCGGGGCUUGCGGGGUCUCCGCGCGCCGGUUCCGGUGUCGAGGCGGGCGCGGGUGGUUCCGGGGCUGAGGAGCCGCCGUGCCGGGGCAUCAUGGCAGCGGCCGCGUGGAUCCCUGCGGUUUCUCGAUUGCUAGGUGCUUUCAAAAACCAGAAACAGGUGACCAGAAGUUUUAGUAGUGCUGCACAAACAGUAACUUUAAUCCCAGGAGAUGGCAUAGGACCUGAAAUUUCUGCUGCUGUUGUGAAGAUCUUUGAUGCUGCUAAAGCUCCUAUUCAGUGGGAAGAGAGGAAUGUUACAGCUAUCCAAGGACCAGGAGGGAAGUGGAUGAUACCUCCAGAGGCCAAAGAAUCCAUGGAUAAAAACAAAAUGGGAUUAAAAGGACCUUUGAAGACCCCAAUUGCUGCAGGGCACCCAUCAAUGAAUCUGCUCCUGAGGAAAACCUUUGACCUUUAUGCCAACGUCCGUCCCUGUGUCUCAAUUGAAGGGUACAAAACCCCCUACACAGACGUGAACAUUGUCACAAUUCGAGAGAACACAGAAGGAGAAUACAGUGGCAUUGAGCACGUGAUCGUUGAUGGUGUUGUGCAGAGCAUCAAACUGAUCACAGAGGAAGCCAGCAAGCGUAUUGCAGAGUUUGCUUUUGAGUAUGCUAAAAACAAUCAGAGGAGCCACGUUACUGCUGUGCACAAGGCAAACAUCAUGAGAAUGUCUGAUGGGCUUUUCUUGAGAAAAUGCAGGGAGGCAGCAGAAAACUGUAAAGAUAUUAAAUUUAAUGAAAUGUAUCUGGAUACCGUGUGUCUGAAUAUGGUUCAAGACCCAACACAGUUUGAUGUCCUUGUUAUGCCCAACUUGUAUGGUGACAUCCUCAGUGACUUGUGUGCUGGGCUGAUUGGGGGUCUUGGAGUAACACCAAGUGGAAAUAUUGGUGCUAAUGGAGUUGCAAUUUUUGAAUCAGUUCAUGGAACUGCACCAGACAUUGCAGGAAAAGACAUGGCAAACCCAACUGCUCUUCUUCUGAGUGCUGUGAUGAUGCUGCGUCACAUGGGACUACACAAAUAUGCCACAAAAAUUGAGACAGCUUGCUUUGAUACAAUUAAAGAUGGAAAGGUCCUGACAAAAGACUUGGGAGGAAACGCCAAGUGUUCAGAAUUCACAGAGGAGAUCUGCCGCAGAGUACGAGACGCAGCCUAAACUUCCUCUGCCUUGUACUAAUCCAGAAGGACCCCCACACAACCUACAUGAUAUGUAACCUGAUUCCCAGAUGCAUAGAGUUUGCUUGUCUCUUAAGAGAGCAAACUUUUUAGCUAGGGCCUCUCCAUCAAUAAAUUUAGUCCAAAUGGCUACAGAUGAUGCUUGUGCCUGCUUUCGGUGGACUUGAAGUGCUUUUGUCUUAUUUAUUUUUCUUCUGUCUGGUGAAACAUUUUUAUGUGAGUGAAUUCUGUUGCCACUGUAACUUGUCUCCCAUCUUCCAUUUCAACUAGGGUUUUUUACCUUCCACAAAGAAACGUUAUGCAAAUAAACCAGUAACAGAAUUAGUGAGAUGUAAAAGCACCUUAAUGGUUAAAACCUACUUUAUUGAUCUUAUUGGAAUUUAGAAGAUAGGUUUUCAGCCUAACAAUAGCACAAGAGGACCUUCAUAAACAGAAACGGGUAUAAAGUAACUUAAAGUAGCAAUUCCAUGUUGAAAGCAAUGGAAAAAACACUUUACAGGCUCUAGUGAUCCAUGGAAUAAGCCUGCUCUAGUGAUCCAUGGAAUAAGCCUUCAUGAAUGAAGAAAUACAGAAUUCUAGAGAUCUGCCCACAACCAUUAACCAGCAAGGGAUGAGAAUAAUGUUUAAGUAAAAUUAUUUUUCAAAUCUAUUUACCAAAAUAAUUCUUAACAAGUUUUCCUCUCUGAAACACACCUUACAGCAGAGUACUAAUGAGAGUAAGUGACACUUAACAACUACUGACAUACUUUGUGAGGGGAAAGUAUGAACUUCCACAAAAUAUGUCAUGACUUCUGCUAGAAUGCUUUUUGUGUUGUAUUUCUAUGCAUAGCCUGUUCAGUGUGCCUCGCUGUAUUGACUAUUAAUUUCAUUCUAGAAACUGAAUGUAAGCAACUACUCCUACAUGGAUUAAGACAGAUCAAAGGUUUGGCUCUGGUGCCUAUGUUCCAGAAAUACAUUUCAUCCCUAUUCAAGGGGAUCUCAGACUAUUUUUUCACUUCUUACUGAGCUUAAUGGGUGCAAAAGUAACUCUUUCCCUCUCUUCUUCAUCACAUACAGUAGUCAUACGAGUCCUUCUGAUCUGUAUGUCUAAAGUAUGCUUCCAUUAGUACACCUGACAAGAAAAUGUGUAUUUUACAACUCAAGACUUACAGCACAAGAUUAUCCAUACUGCCAGAACCAGGCUUUGUAAAGCUUAAUUCUUUUAACAGAUACUACUCCACUUAGUUACUUUCUAUUAAGACUUUAGGCUGGUUGUUCAGAAGCUAAAUUAAUGCUAACACCUCCCAGUGUCACCCUAUGAAGUAGGCAUACCAGCUAUUUUAAUACAGUCUAACAACAUGUUGGAAGAGGGACAAUGAGCUUUAUUCCUCCUGCACUCUGCUUUUGGUGAAUUGGGCAGCAUUUCUUUGUGGUUCAUAAGCUGCUGCUGCUUUGUUUCCUUUAGAUUAAUAUUGUCAGAGAACUUCUGAAUUACCAUUGCGCACAAAAUGAGGAAAAAUAAAACUUUUCAAAGUCC